CCGGCUGAAAGAUCUGGCCAUUCGAUCAACAUGGCAACUCAACACAACUCCCUUCGCGACCGUCAAGUGGCGUCUAUCGAGAAGGUCCUAAACCUCAACCACGCCUCCCCCGAAAGCGCCGAUACACAGCACGAUGCAACCCUCGCCAACGGCCUUGUCACCAAAGCCACCCCUAUCCUCAAUGCCGACGGCGAGCCUAUCUGGAAGGUGCUUGUCUUUGACAGCCUGGGAAGAGAUAUGAUCAGUAGCGUCCUUCGCGUCUCGGACUUGCGCUCAUGGGGAGUCACAAUACAUCUACCUAUUACCUCAAAACGUCACGCCAUUCCCGACGUCCCUGCCCUCUACCUCGUCGAGCCUACUGCUGAGAACCUGAACAUCAUCGCAUCCGACCUUGCAAACGGCCUUUACUCAUCGGCAUAUGUCAACUUUCUCUCGUCCAUAUCAAGACCCGUGCUAGAGGACUUUGCCGCUCAGAUUGCCUCGAGCGGAACGUCAGAAAGCAUCGAACAGGUCUACGAUCAGUACUUGAACUUCGUUGUUAGCGAGCCCAACCUGUUCAGUCUGGGAAUGGGCAAGGACGUCUACUACACCAUGAACAGUGCUCAAACGAGCGAUGAAGAGAUUGACGCCAAGGUUGAUCGCAUCGUCAGUGGACUGUUCAGUGUAGCAGUGACCAUGGGUUCGAUCCCCAUCAUCAGAUGUCCGAAAGGAGGUGCAGCGGAAAUGAUUGCAGCCAAACUGGAUCGCAAGUUGCGUGACCAUAUCUUGAACGCAAAGGACAACCUUUUCUCCAGCGCCAACGCCCGUACCAGCACUGCAGCUGCCACACCCGCUUCGCGGCCUAUCUUGAUUAUUGUCGACAGAAACCUCGAUCUUGUUCCCAUGCUAUCUCACUCUUGGACCUACCAAUCGUUGGUACACGACGUGCUCAAAAUGCACCUUAACCGAAUCACAGUCGAGCUGCCCGGAGACGAUUCCGAUGUCACCAAACCUGCGACCAAGCGGGCAUAUGACCUCAACACAAAUGACUUCUUCUGGACCAGAAACGCAGGAGUACCUUUCCCACAAGUCGCCGAGGAUAUCGAUUCGGAAUUGACUCGCUACAAAGAGGAUGCCAAUGAGAUCACCAAGAAGACUGGCGCUUCUUCGAUUGAGGACCUGCAGAAUGACACAUCAACUUCGGCCCAGCAUCUGAAAGCAGCCAUCACAUUGCUUCCCGAGCUGAGAGAGCGCAAGAACAUUCUCGACAUGCACAUGAAUAUUGCUACAGCACUUUUGAAGGGUAUCAAAGACAGACAACUGGACAACUUCUUCCAACUGGAGGAGAACAUCAAUAAGCAAACGAAAGCGCAGAUGCUCGAGUUGCUUCAAGACUCUGACAAAGGCAAAGAACCUCUGGACAAACUCCGAAUCUUCAUCAUCUGGUUUUUAAGCACAGAGCAGGAGGUUUCUCGCGCGGACAUGGACAAGUUCGAAGAAGCUUUGCGUAAUACUGGGGUCGACACCACACCUCUGACCUACGUGAGACGUGUACGAGAAAUCACACGCAUGACCAUGAUCUCGUCUGCACCAACUCAACCAGCCCAAUCAUCAGCGUCUAAUGAUCUGUUCCGUGGAUUCAGCUCCCUUUCCAAGGGGCUGACGGACAAGUUCAAGGAGGCUGGAAUUGGCUCAAACUUUGAGAAUCUGAUCUCGGGCGUCAAGAACUUCCUGCCAGCUAACAAGGACCUGACCCUGACCAAGAUUACCGAAUCAUUGAUGGACCCUUCCAACGCUAGUACCAGCGCUCUUCAGAAGACGGAAGGAUAUCUGUACUUCGAUCCACGCAGUGCAAAUGCUAGAGGCACAAUGCCGCCAUCAGCAGCACAAGCUAGAAAUCCAGGCAACAACAGUGUGACACGAGGCAUUGAAGCCAGCUUCGGUCAACGAAGACAGGGUUACAGUGAAGCCAUCGUCUUCACGGUCGGUGGUGGCAGCAUGGAUGAAUAUGGCAAUUUGCAAGACUGGGCGAACAGGACGAGUGGGCAAGGAGCAGCGGGAUCGGUAAGCAAGAAGCGUAUCGUGUACGGCAGCACGGAGCUUGUAAAUGCGGAGGACUUUGUACUUGGAGAACUGACCAAGUUGGGCAACGAAAGCGCAUAGACAGGCAGCUUUGUUGGUCUCAGUAUCAGGAUGUACG
Molecule: messenger RNA, 2179 nt
Organism: Aureobasidium pullulans EXF-150
Lineage: Eukaryota; Fungi; Ascomycota; Dothideomycetes; Dothideales; Saccotheciaceae
Product: Sec1-like protein
Exons: 5
Coding region: 31-2142 (703 amino acids)
Biological process (GO): intracellular protein transport; endoplasmic reticulum to Golgi vesicle-mediated transport
Cellular component (GO): cytosol; Golgi membrane
Molecular function (GO): syntaxin binding
Source: RefSeq, a predicted model, not a curated record